GCACCUGACCUUCAUCCAAGCUGUAGACCUACGCUGGGAUUAUUGCUAUAUACACCUCAGAUAUAUCCACCGCUGCAUUUUGGACGGUACGGUUACUUAUCUCCUCAUCUGCUAUUCUGCGCUGCAGAGGCGUAGCAGUAGACAAGACCAAGUAUAUAGUAUUGUUGCUCGUCUCCUCGACAGCUUGACGUGUUGCGAAAUGCUUGGGAACCGUGUAGACGUUACCGUGACUCCACUGCUAACAGUAUGCUACCUGGCGGCUUUGUUAUGCCACGGACUGUCUUCAAAUGUUCACCAUGAGUCAUCGCAAUUUCGAUCUUCUAAGGAUGUGAAAUCUGUUGACCCACCUGGCCUCUGGCCAAGUACAAGAAGAGCUGGGGGAUACUCAGGCAUCAGUCCUUCGAAGCAUAUCAUGAAAAUCAUGCAGCAGCUAUCUAAGGAUGGUGAUCAGUUGAAAGAACGUGGGAACACAGUUCGAAGCUACCAACCGACAAUGAGGUUUGCAUGCAACGACCCAACAUACGUGUUCAGCAUAAAAAGCCAGAAUACUGAGAAUCUUCGCUCCAUUGAACUUCAUUACUUCGCUUCCCAAAGCGGCGUGAUUGGCUCAAGACCGACCUUUGACAUUCGAUUGUAUCUCAUCACUAAUACGUCAUCAGUAUGCCAGUCAAUCGGAGUACACCACCACCCGGCGGAAGCGCGUGGAUGGCAAGUAACUGACGUCACAUCUCAGAUAUCUCUCUUUUUCCAGCCAACCUCGGAGGGUAAAGAUUCAAAGAUUACUGUGGGUGUUUCGUUCCAGCUUCAAGGAACUAAAGACUCAUCUAAUUCCCCACGAGACCUUAUAACCCAUUGGAAAAUGUUCUCAAAUCAUGCACGCCCAUUUUUGCUGAUGUAUGCCGAGGAAGAUGACAGCAGUGGAAAUUCAGUCUUAAAGUGGACAAAAGAGGGCUCCAAAACUAAAACAUCCCCUUCCGAAACAACUCGUCCUCUCAAGGCGCAGAGACAUUCAGCAUCGAUGGGAAGUCACACUCGACACGCUCGAAGUGUUGAUGACAAUACUCACUCAAUCAUGACCAACGAAUUCCCUAAAGGAAGCACUAACAUGGUUCACCAGACAACUUUCCAACACUUCAAUGAACAAGACUCGAAACGACGCAAGGCCAAGAAACGUAGCAGUAAAAAACGCAAACGAGUUUCGAAGAAAAAUCACCGGAAAGCUCCACUGUUAGACCAGUCUAGCUCGGUAGAUGAAGGUGAGAAUGAUGAGGUCCACGAAGCUAUGAAUGAUGACAGAGAUCAAAACACUGUAUUGCCGAUGGGACCAGGUGAAGGCCCUUGCUCUCGUCAUCCCAUGUUUGUUAGUUUUGAUACCAUUGAUUGGGAUGGAUAUGUCAUCGCACCUACCGGCUAUAAUGCUUUCUACUGUGCAGGGGACUGCAGAUUCCCUUUGUCGAAGACCGACAAUCCAUCAAACCAUGCAACCAUUCAGAGUGUGAUGAGCGUCGCCGGCACACAGACAAAAAUUCCGCCUCCUUGCUGCGUACCUGAGAAAAUGACAUCACUAUCCAUCUUGUUCUUGGAUGAGAAUGAUAAUGUGGGACUGAAGAACUACCGGAACAUGGUGGUGGAAUCAUGUGGUUGCCGUUGAACUCUGCCAUCUACUUGGAAAUUACAAGGGUUGGGUUGCAUGCUACAUGUAAUUUCAUAUCAUUGUUAAUAAUUUUAGCUUCGGACAGCGUCUUGCACAACUCUUUGUGAUACCAAUUUUUGCCGCUAUUGAGCUGAUAUCUAGAGAUACAUCGAUUUAUUGCUCAGACACAAUGCUCAUUCACAGUGGUGUCACUGUGGUACUGCGUUGGAGUUCAAGGACCCAGUAAGAAUACUUUAUAGCUCAAAGCAAUGUCAGAUAAGUCUAUCAACAGACAGCGCUGCUAGGCAGAAUACGUAGGUGUGUUGGGAAUCCCAAAUGAAAAAGAAAAGCUCCCUAUUGGUAAGAACCAUGUACGGAACUGCAAAUUGAAGUUUGUGGUGUUCAUUAUUUUGACUGACAUAACCUUACAAUUUAAGUGGGGUUCAUGUCCAACGCUGACCCCAACUUGGGUUUAGCGCCCGAAGGUAUAUUAUCUUAUUCCUAGCAGGAUGUGACAAAACAUUAAUAGCCCCAAUGAAAUUCAUAUAAUCUUGUGGACAGUCAAACGCAACUUUGUCCUUGAACUGAAUUAUUACCUUGUUGAUAUCAACGAUCAAGACAUGAGUAUUGUGGUGUUCGUCAUGAUAAAUACAUUUCGACGCGCAACCUUUCAGUGUUAAUGCGUCUAAACUAGAGAGUUUUAAUUCGUGUAAAAAUAAUUAUGAAUUAGAAAAUGAAAUUGAGUAUAUUAUAUAACGAAUGAAAUUAUGUUGUUUGAGUUGCUGUGUCAAGAGGGCUCUGAGCUAAAGUGCCAUGGUUGAUUAAAAGAGGGCGCUGUCUGCAUGAAGCGGUUCUCAAGCUCCAUUGAAAAAAUAAAGGACUUUGCUCAACGAAAACUUAUAAGUGAACAUUCUUAAAUUUAGAAUUUCUAUGUGCGUAUUUAAAACAAGUUGGAGAAACGUUAUCUAUCCAUAUAUCGAAAGUUAGCAAGAGUUCUCACGUAUGAUCCUAUGUGUAUCAUAAAAGCAAAAUUGCGUAGAUAUUAACUAUAA
This is a messenger RNA of Acanthaster planci (crown-of-thorns starfish), 2685 nucleotides long. Its product is annotated as growth/differentiation factor 10-like. The record is from RefSeq and is a predicted model, not a curated record. Gene Ontology annotation, molecular function: cytokine activity; growth factor activity. Gene Ontology annotation, cellular component: extracellular region. NCBI's taxonomy places the organism in Eukaryota, Metazoa, Echinodermata, Asteroidea, Valvatida, Acanthasteridae.